This is a messenger RNA of Papilio polytes (common Mormon), 753 nucleotides long. RefSeq lists its product as uncharacterized. The record is from RefSeq and is a predicted model, not a curated record. The coding region runs from base 90 to 644 and encodes 184 amino acids. The transcript is spliced from 4 exons. NCBI's taxonomy places the organism in Eukaryota, Metazoa, Arthropoda, Insecta, Lepidoptera, Papilionidae.
CACUUCAUAUUAUGACUUUCAAAAAUGCCAUACUUACAGUAUAACAUUCUGUAUUAUUUAGGGAUAUUUAAGAGACCUACGAAGGAAAUAUGAAUAUUCCUGAGGUAUAUUCGUAUGAGGAGCGAGCUAUAAACACUGUUGUAUCGGUGAUAAAUCGGGCUAAAGAGAUGCUGGGCGACCGGCAGACCUUGAAACAACUCGCUAACAGUCGUGACGUGUACGCUGCACCCGCUAAGGUAAACCUGUCCCGACUGGAGCCCCCUCUAGCAAUCACGAGCCGGGACCUCAUCGCCGACGCUAUUGAGAAAACGUGGAAACUGACAAACCUUUUUAAAUAUUCACUCAAAUAUAAAGGCAGCUCUAAAGACGAAUGUUUGCAGUAUUUCUAUUUUGAGGCAAUUUUUAGUCAACCGACAGUAUCUUACCCGAUACCUCAAGCUACUGCUUCUGCGUUUUUCCGAGUCCAAGAUAAACUGAUUGAACCACCGGAGACACGAGGAGUUCCAAAGAUGACGUUCCGAGUGGAAGGCCACCACGUCGACCACGACAUCCGAUACGUGCUGCUCCCGGCGGACUGGCUGCUCGCCGUCAUCAUGAUGAAGGUCAAACUCUAUAGUAGGAUCGAGAGUUAUAAUAUUUUUUGAUUUAUUUUUAAUUGUUGUCGACUUAUACAAUUUACUUUUAGUGUAUGAAGGAUUCUUUUACUUAUGCUUGACUACAUUUUGGUGGUGUAAUAAACGAUAAAAAAUAUAA